Molecule: messenger RNA, 2510 nt
Organism: Polistes canadensis
Lineage: Eukaryota; Metazoa; Arthropoda; Insecta; Hymenoptera; Vespidae
Product: zinc finger protein 239-like
Exons: 3
Coding region: 750-2255 (501 amino acids)
Biological process (GO): regulation of transcription by RNA polymerase II
Cellular component (GO): nucleus
Molecular function (GO): RNA polymerase II transcription regulatory region sequence-specific DNA binding; DNA-binding transcription factor activity, RNA polymerase II-specific
Source: RefSeq, a predicted model, not a curated record
UUAAAAAAAGAAAGGGGAGUAUCGCUCGAAGAUGUUCUUUCUAAACGACCGUCGAUAAAACAGAUCAGUGAUCAAUAUGUUGAUAAUUUAUGGAGUGUAUUCAUUCCGUCACGUUUAAAAGAGGAAACAAAGUUUAUAUUUGUAUUUAUUUCAUGUAUAUAGUGUCACUCAUAAUUUAACACUUAAAAUUGAAGAAGAAGAAGAAGAAGAAGAAAAAAAACAGAAUAUACUUGUACUUAUGUUUGAUGCGUACAGAUCUUUUUUCUUGUUUUUCUUUCUUUGUGUGUUUAUAUAUAUAUAUAUAUAUGUAUGUAAAAAAAGAAAAACCAUAGAUCGCGAAGAGAGAGAAUCUUUCGGUUACGACGGAAUGAACCAAUCGAAUGUUAGACUUUUCCUACCAACGCUAAGAAUAUAGUAGAUAAAUUGGUUAAACUGCAGUGUCGCGUAUCGUUCAAUCUGGCGAUCUGUCAAUUACUCCUAACGAAGAAACAGCUGAUCCUUAUGAUCGAGAUAUUGAUAGAUUUGAUCCUGUCAAGAGAGAUUACAUGUGAUAUUUGCAAAGUAAAUAACCGUACAUUUUUUUAACUAAUACUCCUCGCAUUUUUUUUUUACGAAUGAUAGCGUAGGGGCAUUAUGGUAUACGCAAUGACUUUUAUCCUAUCCCAAAAAAAUGAAUGCAACUCUAUGGUGUUACUGGUUGCAACAACUAUUUUUAUUUAAAAAGUGCAUCACAUUAAUGCAACAAUAAUAUGCUAAGGUCAAAAGACUCUGAGAGCGACGGUGUUACAACUAAUACCGUACGAGUACAAGAAAGUUGUAGAGGUAAAAAAGGCGAGAAGGGUCAUGAGGAAAGUAGCGGAUGCAUUUUGAAAAACGCUCUAUUGUCGAUACAAUCCGACGAAGAAGAUUUCUUGGAAAAAGAAGCAUCCAAGGUCUUACUUCUUCAGAAAGGAUCCGAUGUUGAUGGUGAGUCUGCGACUAGUUCUUGGAACAAUGUAAACACAGACUCGUCUGUGUCAUAUGUAACUUCUAUUCCAAAUGGAAAAGAAUUUGUCAUUUUAACUGGUCUCGAGCAAGUCAAUGAUAAAGCUGUGACUACUACUAAGGGGUUGAAGCUUUAUGAUAGUUUGAUCCCUUUUGAAAAGAAUUCUAAAAUUCAACAUAGUUCAAAACAGCAUAAUAAGAUUAUACUGUUGGGUGAAUUUGUGUCGGAACAAGAGGCAAUAAUUGGUAUUAAGAACGGGGAACAAACAGAGACUACAAAAGAAGUAAAAGAAAGUAUGGAACAGAUUAAUUAUAAUAGCAAGGCGUUCGAUAGUAGUCAAUUUGAGAAAAAUGAGGCCGAUCUUAAGGAAGGUAAUAAUUGGUUGAAGAGUUUCCGACCUCUUCCCCUUUAUUAUACCGAACGAGGUAAGCCUUAUUUGAAAUGUCCAGCCUGUGGUGCUAUGUUUUUCACCUCAACCUCUUUUCAAAAACAUCUUUUUACGCAUAUGUAUAAGGAAAGAGAGACAUAUACUUGCUCGUUUUGCGAAUACACUAAUGCGGAACCUGGUAUGUUGUUCGCCCAUUUGUCCAAGCACCAAGAUCAAUGCGAGUAUUGCAAUGAAAACAUAAUGCGAAAAAGUAAUUUUGAAAAACACUGGGGUACUUGCUCUUUAAGUUUCAGUAUAAAGAGAGAUCGUAGAGGAAGAUUCAUAUGUACAAUGUGUAAACUAGUGUUUGAUUUGUUGCCCCAAUUAGAGAAACAUUGGUUUAAACAUGCUUGCAAAAAAAGGCGGACUUACCAGUGUAAAGAAUGCGGAGGAUUGUAUGGGAACAAAACAAUAUUGCAAAAUCAUAAGUGUUUAAAGUGUCCCGUCUGUGGUGAAGUUUAUGAUAGCUUACAUAGAUUAAAGGCACAUACGAUGUGGAUGAAGCAUCAUUUAAAGUGCCUCAUUUGUUCCUAUGAAUUUGUUCUCGCUAUGGAUCAUGAAAAACAUUUGGCUAUGCACAGACAAGCUUAUUUACCUAUGAAAGAGCACGCUCAUUGUUUGGAGGCAGCCGACGGGAAAUCAUAUCAAUGCGAUCUUUGCGACAAAAUAUUCUAUGCUUUAACACGACUGAUAUUACAUGUAAAGGAAGAUCAUGGAAUAGAGGAUGUUAAAAGAGAAGCUAUUAAAGAGGAAAAGGAUGAGAAGGAGCAUAACGAGGCAAGCAGCAGAUUACAAGUCGGUACAACAGUGUGGACAAGUACUUUGGCUGUGAAUCGCUACUAAUUGCUCCUGCGAACUACAAACAAUUGGUAUACAAAUCCGUAAUAAUUUUAAACACAUUUUAUACUCUUAUGAAUAUAUAUAUAAAUAUAUAUGUAUAUAUUAUAUAUAUAUAUAUAUUAUAUAUAUAAAUAUAAACACACCACAUAAUAUGUUAUAGAAAUUGAAUCGUACUGUUGUUGAAACUCAAUAUAUAAAUGUCUAUGUUAAGAGUUAGUAAGUUCCCAAAUUUAUGAUAGAGGCAUACAAAUUAUUACU